CGGGAGCUUGGUUGCGCUUCUCUAAUGUUAUGGUGUUUAAUUUUUUAAUAUUUGCGAUAAACAAUGGCUAGCGAAGACAUAUUUGAGCAUGAAUUAUCCGAAAAGCAAGAUCUGGAGAUGGAGCAGGUUAUGGAGACGGAUGCAGAGGAAGCAUGUGAAACUGAGGAACCUUCAGAAGUUAUAGAAGAAACACCAGAGAAUCCUUCAACAGAGUCAGUCACAGAACGAGUUGAUGAUAAACCGGUAACCAACGGUAACAAAUCCUGUACGGAUCACGAGACUAAGAUGACACAACUUCCCUUGGCCAGGAUACGAAACAUAAUGAAACUGGAUCCGGAUGUUCAUAUGGCAAACAAUGAAGCUGUGUUCAUAGUGGCUAAAGCGGUGGAAUUAUUCAUUGCCUCGUUAUCCCGGGAAUCGUAUACCUAUACAGCACAGUCCAAGAAGAAGACUAUUCAAAAAAGAGAUGUGGAGAUGGCCAUAUCGGCUGUGGACAGCCUGAUGUUCCUAGAUGGGGCCAUGAAUUUUUGAU
Molecule: messenger RNA, 532 nt
Organism: Drosophila eugracilis
Lineage: Eukaryota; Metazoa; Arthropoda; Insecta; Diptera; Drosophilidae
Gene: PolE4
Product: DNA polymerase epsilon subunit 4
Exons: 2
Coding region: 64-531 (155 amino acids)
Cellular component (GO): epsilon DNA polymerase complex; nucleus
Molecular function (GO): protein heterodimerization activity
Source: RefSeq, a predicted model, not a curated record